This is a messenger RNA of Exophiala oligosperma, 2052 nucleotides long. RefSeq lists its product as uncharacterized. NCBI's taxonomy places the organism in Eukaryota, Fungi, Ascomycota, Eurotiomycetes, Chaetothyriales, Herpotrichiellaceae. The record is from RefSeq and is a predicted model, not a curated record. The transcript has 2 exons. The coding region runs from base 105 to 1886 and encodes 593 amino acids.
CUUUCGCUGGCCGUGGCCUCUGAUCGAUUGUUUGUACGGAGUACCUGGUACAGCAGUUCCCCCAAGACCUGACAUGAUCUUGUGUCUGUAGCUUGUCAACCACCAUGUCUGCCCCGAAAUCCCGCCUGGCCAAUUUGGUCGGACACUUCCUCCCUUCCUCAACACCUUCACAGGGUCAGCCCAUUGACAAUCUCGUGGUCGAUAACCGGAAGGUCGGGACCUCCUCUUGGUACAACAACCAUACACUCUCUCCUUGCUUCUUUCUCCCCCGCGCUGCAGCCAUUGAGCCCAACGCAGAAGCCAUUUAUCAUCGGACAGCGAACAACCAGAUCCUCCGGCGCACAUAUAUCGAAUUUGCAGAUCGUGCCAGAGGAUUUGCAUACUACGUGAAAAAGAAGGGUUACAAGAGAGUGGGAAUACUAGCGACAAAUACGCCAGCCUUCCUCGAGGCUAUAUUUGGCAUUGGCGGCGCAGGUUCGAUCAACAUUGCCAUCAACUAUCGCCUCAAAAAGGACGACAUUGCGUACAUAUUCGACCAUGCUGAUGCCGACGCAAUCCUUGUCGACGCCGAAUUCGUAGAGCUCCUCGACGAUUACAGGCAGAAACAUCCCACCGUACCCAUAAUCAUCGACACAGACACGGACGCGGUUGAAGGACAAUUAUGUGGGCCAUUCGAUGAAGCCGUGCUGGAAGGGCUCCGAUAUGACCAAGAGCUGGGUGCUCACGGAUGGGAUGGGUUGGAGGCACAUGCUCCAGACGAACUCUCAGUCAAUGCGUUGGCUUAUACAUCUGGAACGACCGCUAGGCCCAAGGGUGUUGAAUACACCCACCGUGGUUGCUAUCUGGGGGCACUGGGCAAUGUCAUCGAGUCGGGCCUCUCCUAUCAUGACGGAGAGCGCUGCAAAUAUCUCUGGACGUUACCCAUGUUCCACGCUAUGGGCUGGACAUUCCCAUGGGCUGUGACCGCGGCGAGAGGGACACACUAUUGUCUCCGAAAGAUCGAUUACCCCGAAAUAUGGAGGCUACUGAAAGAUGAAGGCAUCACCCAUUAUUGCGCUGCCCCAACCGUCAACACCCUGCUUUGCGCCGAUCCCAAUGCAGCGCCCCUUCCAAAGCCAGUGCGCGUCACUGUAGCGGCUAGUCCACCUACAGCACAUCUGUUCGAGCAGAUGACCAAUUUGAAUCUUCAACCAGUGCAUGUGUAUGGCAUGACGGAGACAUACGGACCAAUUACCAAAGGUUACAUCAUGCCUGAAUGGCACAAAUACUCUAACGUCAAAGACAAAUACGCCAAAAUGGCCCGUCAAGGCCAUGGCUUCAUCACAUCUCUGCCUUGCCGAGUAAUCAAGACCGAGGUUCCUGAAGGCACUGUCGUUGAUGUCGAAAAGAAUGGCAAAGAAAUUGGUGAAAUUGUCUUCAUCGGCAAUAUUUGCGCCAGAGGAUAUUACAAGGACGAAGCGGCAACCAGGAAGCUGUUCCAAGAUGGUGUCUUACAUUCAGGUGAUUUAGCUGUUUGGCAUGAGGAUGGUGCCAUCCAGAUUCUUGACAGAGCCAAAGACAUUAUCAUUUCGGGCGGUGAAAAUAUCUCAUCUGUUGCUUUGGAAUCUCUCCUCGUCACUCAUCCUGACAUCCUCGAAUGUGGUGUAGCUGCAGUGAGUGACAGUCACUGGGGGGAGAGGCCAAAAGCUUUCGUCACGAUUAAGCCGGGCUCGAAGACGACAGGCGAAGAUGUGAUCCAAUGGUCACGAAAUCAUCCUGGUAUCAGUAGAUUCAUGGUUCCACGCGAGGUCGAGAUUGUACCUGAGCUUCCAAAGACGAGUACCGGAAAAAUCCGCAAAAACAUAUUAAGAGACUGGGCGAAGGGCGCAAAAAGGGGAGGAGAGUAGAGCUACGGCUCACUCUCCAUGAGCUUUCAUGUACGAUAUCCUUCCUAGGGUCAAAUCUUGGGACGAUGUGCGGUUAUCUAGCGGGUGUAGACACGUCAGAUGGGUGUCAUGAUCUGGGUUUCGAAUCAUAUUCUCCGGGCAACGGGUCCACGAGCUUUGAUGGAGG